CCCUUAUCCAUUUGGGUACGCACUGAAAAUUGUAAUGUGAAAGUAAUGCAGGGGAAGCUAUUGGAUUUCAUGACAAGCAUUCUAAUGGAGGCCACACACAACAGUGGAGGACUAUUUGGCAGUAAAUCUUAAUUUCGGAAUGAGUUUGAAAACAACCCAGAUGACAAAGGCCCCAGUCUUCUUCAGGUUCAGUCUACCUCCUAAAAAUCUCCUAAAAACCUUCUGCUGUUCUAUAGCACGGAAACCCAUGAAUAGCUUCUCAAGUCCUUUCAAAAUCAGCAUAAAACUUCAGUCUAGAGACUCUUUCUUAUGGCAUUACAACUACUUUGUUUUAGCUCAAAAAGAUUCUGCAUCACAGUACAAUUGUACUUCUUCUGUGAAUAUUGAAAUCCAGAAGAAAAAUUCACCCGCCAAAUUAAGGAAAAAGAUGAGAAAAUCUCCGGAAGGGCAGUUAAGACAUGGUUUGGACAUGUGUUCCAAAAGAGGUGAUUUAUUGGAAGCCAUUUCAUUGUAUGAUAAUGCAUUGUCAGCUGGUGUUAAAUUUGACCAGCACAAUUACAAUGUGCUUCUCUAUCUCUGCUCUUCUGCUGCCAUGGGUAUCCUGAGACCUGCCAAGAGUGGCACUAAAAGAAGUAACGGCAAUAAUUCAGGUUCAAAUGACCAAAAUCAGCCUUCAAUUAAGACUGUUGAAAAAUUAACAGAGGUUUCUGAGAAAAUCAAGGAAUUGGCCCUCGAUAGAGGCUUUCAAAUCUAUGAAGAAAUGCGUUCAGAGAAAAUCCCUUUAAAUGAGGCCGCAUUUACCUCUGUGGCAAGACUGGCUGUAGCAAAGGGUGACGGAGAUUUGGCUUUUGAUAUGGUGAAACAAAUGCAAUCUUAUGGUAUAGCUCCAAGGCUCCGUUCAUACAGUCCCAUGGUGUUUGCUUUCUGCAAAAAUAUGGAGGUGGAAAAAGCAUAUGAGGUGGAUGAGCACAUGAAAGCUUUUGGUGUGGAAGCAGAGGAACCAGAGCUAGAAGCACUCCUGAAGCUAAGUGCUGAAGCUGGUAGAGAAGAAAAGGUCUAUCAUUUGUUACAUAGACUGAGGGCAAGUGUUAGACAGGUAUCUCCAUCUACUGCAAAUGUAAUAGAGCAAUGGUUCAAGAGCAAAGUGGCUGCAAAGGUGGGUGCAACUGGUUCGAGCAUUGAAACAAUAAGAAGAGCCAUGGAAUCUAGAGGAGGAGGCUGGCAUGGCCAGGGCUGGUUAAAUAAAGGCAAAUGGAAAAUUGAACACACCAGCAUGACCCCUACUGGUGUUUGCAGAUGCUGCGGUGAGCAAUUGAUUACAAUUGACAUUGAUCCAUUGGAGACAGAAUAUUUUGCCAAAUCCAUUGUGGCUUUGGCCACUCAGAAGGAGAUCGAGUCCAAUUUCACUAAAUUUCAGGAAUGGUUGGACAAUCAUGGACCAUACGAAGCUAUUAUUGAUGGUGCAAAUGUGGGCCUGUAUCCUGAAAACCCUAUUCCUAGUUCAUUUUUCUCACAGUUGAAUGCUGUUGUUAAUGGCAUAAGGGAAAGAAGCCCAUCCAAGAAAUGGCCACUGAUCGUCAUGCACCAUAAGCGUACAAGAGAUGUGCCCGCAAUUCGACCUAGCAAUAAACAAUUAAUCAAUGAAUGGAAAAAUGUUGGUGCAUUAUACACUACACCAACAGGUUCAAAUGAUGACUGGUACUGGUUAUAUGCAGCUGUAAAAUUUAAAUGCUUGAUCAUAACCCAUGACGAGAUGAGAGACCACAUAUUUGCAAUGCUUGGGAAUGAUUUUUUUCCCAAAUGGAAGGAAAGACAUCAGGUUCGAUUCUCCUUCACUGCACAUGGUCCAGAGUUUCACAUGCCACCUCCAUAUUCAAUUGUGAUUCAGGAGUCUGAAAGAGGAUCAUGGCACAUACCCAUAGCAGGUGGAGAUGAGAUUCAGAUCUCAAGAAAAUGGCUGUGUGUUACAAGGCCUGUUAAGCGUCAAGGAACAAGGCGGCCUAGUCAGGCAUCAAAAAAAAAAAGUAAACUAGAUUCCAAACUCCCUGAACCUGAACAUGCUCAUGGAAUGCAAACUGGUGACUCAGAUGUAGAGUUUGAUGAAACUGAGGUCUCAAGAGCUGACAGCAACAAUCAAAAGGUUCUAUGUCAAGACCUGCCUACUCAAGCUGCUCCAACCACAGCUGGACUAGGGAAACAAAAACAUUGUUCAUCACUUUUAAGUCAAUAUACUAAGAAUAAAAACCAGAGAGAACACAAUUUGGUGCCACCUGCAUUCUCACUCCCUGCUUCAGUAACACUAAAGAAGAUUGAGACUUUGCAAAACCAUAGACUUUUCUACUGAUUUUCAAAUUUGAUGAGUGCGAUCUAUCUAUGAUCGAUGAGUGAGAUAUAUCUAUAGUCCAUAUUGGCACCUUUAUGAAGAUUCUUAUUCUUGCAGUUCUCUGUAUCUAGUACUCCUGGUGUAGGUGGAUUGGCAAGCCCUGGUUUACUCCGGAGUUUGGUCACGAGGUCAAAACCUUUGUGCCCUUUAUUCAAAAGGGGUUCUCAAACUCCAAGUUAGCUUGCUAGUUAGUCUAGGACCUAAUAGUCACCUUCACUUCUACCAUUCUAUAUCCAAAUGCUGCUUUUAUAAUGGGACAGUUUUCAAUCAGUAAUGGCUAAGUCAUUUUGGUUGUAUCUGUAGCUUCCCUUUUCUACAGAGCAAUCUUUAACUUUGGUCCCAACAUAUCCAAUUCAAAGAUAUUUGAACAAAGAAAUCUAUAUCAAAAAAAAUGUUGAUGUGCAGCUUGCUGGUUACAUUGCAUAUUUGCAAAUUAGCCAGUAAAAGUUCUUUUUCAGUUGAAAAUCAUGAUGCUUGAUGCAAAGCAUGGCAAUUCCCAAUAAUUGCAAACAGUAAUUUAUCAUCAGUGUUGCUCAACAUAAAUGAUCAGGGAAGAGCUCAGUAAGUUAUAUUUAUUA
Molecule: messenger RNA, 2961 nt
Organism: Cryptomeria japonica (Japanese cedar)
Lineage: Eukaryota; Viridiplantae; Streptophyta; Pinopsida; Cupressales; Cupressaceae
Product: proteinaceous RNase P 1, chloroplastic/mitochondrial
Exons: 7
Coding region: 140-2344 (734 amino acids)
Biological process (GO): tRNA 5'-leader removal
Molecular function (GO): ribonuclease P activity; protein binding
Source: RefSeq, a predicted model, not a curated record